Messenger RNA from Rhizoctonia solani, 174 nucleotides. RefSeq lists its product as uncharacterized. The transcript has 3 exons. The coding region runs from base 1 to 174 and encodes 57 amino acids. The record is from RefSeq and is a predicted model, not a curated record. Lineage: Eukaryota; Fungi; Basidiomycota; Agaricomycetes; Cantharellales; Ceratobasidiaceae.
AUGCUCACCGCUAUCAUCAUACCAGUACCUCCUAUCAUCUACUUGGACGAUGAGGAUGACAAGCCCAGCGCUUCCUUGACGCUGAACGUCUCAAACAGUGAUUCUAAGGGGCUCACCUCGGGCGAGAAGCCCAAGCUCUUUGAUGAGCAUCGGGUUAUUAAGACAACAAAGUAA